Coregonus sp. 'balchen' is the source of this 2875-nucleotide messenger RNA. The record is from the annotation of a GenBank genome assembly. NCBI's taxonomy places the organism in Eukaryota, Metazoa, Chordata, Actinopteri, Salmoniformes, Salmonidae.
AUGAGUUCAACCUGCCCGGGACAUUAUUGUGGCAAGACGUUGAUAAAUGGCUCGUUUGAUGGAGAAUGUGGGGUGAGUAUAGUUCCAGCUGAAUUUUAACAAGUCAUCUAAGCUGUUGGAAUGGCAUUCUAGCUACUACUGUAGCACUUAGGUCUGUAACCUAGUAUUAGGCUAUACCCAUACCCUAAAAUGUAGUUGCAUUAUCAGGUAUGUCCCAGAGGAGAGAGGACGAACAUGCAGAAGAUCUGUGAGAAGUGUACAGGAUCCCCUGAACUUUAUGACUGGCUGUACCUGGGCUUCAUGGCAAUGCUGCCACUGGUUCUACACUGGUUCUUCAUCGAGUGGUACUCUGGGAAGAAAAGGUAAUGUCUCAUAUUCAGCCCAAAUUACUGCAGUCAUAACCAGUAGUGGCGCGUAGUUAAAUCACUGGAGAAGCUAAUCCAGAAAGAAACUAACAUAUUACAACCUAUGUGUUGUGGUAGUUGCGUUGUUUGCUCUAUAACGUGUUAGUUCAUAUGCCUUGCCACCGUGAUAUAUAGGCCGAGACAAUAAGAAGACCCAGUGGCAGAAUAAAUUCAACCACACCUUUUGUUUCAUUACAAAACCAGAGAGCAACAUCUGUCCGGUGAAGUCCACAAAACAAAUUGCAUGUAACAAACACUUACAUGACCUACAGCAUGGUCAAGCAAGGUAAUGUUUCCGACAUUUUCAGACUACUAAACAAUUAUUGAUUUAGAACCACUGAGCGUUACCGCAAGUCGCAAAGAAAACAGGAGAUGCCUCCACUAUUCCAGCAUUAUUUCAACUCCGACAUUUCAACAUCUAAUCACCUAUGCUUAGUCUAAUACAGUGACAACUAUUAAUAGAUACCAAAAAUAUUUUAGUCCAAUCAACAUAAGCUAAAUAUGAUGUCCAUGUAACUGAUUUAUGUGUUUGUGUAGUGUGUGUGCGUGUGUGCAAGUAGAAAAACAUGUUGACUCACCCUACUUGUAGAGAAACGCCAAUGCCAUCCUCCUCUUUCAUGUUGCCUAAACGGUCUAUAACUCUGUCAUAUAUUACACACUUUUAGUUUUUGUUGUCCUAGGCUACCUGGCUAAAAUACUUGCUUGUUAGCCUAACUUCCUUUCAUUGGCAACGAUGAGCCAGGCCAGCUAGUUAACAUUAGCAUACUACAUACUACGUUAUAAUCAUUGGCCAGUUUGGCGAAUUAAGUAAAACCACAAGUACAAAUCCCUAUCUCCAUCGAUGGCUAAUUUAGGAAAGGGAUGAUUUGAGCUAGCUAGCUAGCCACCGGAGGACAACAACAUAACGAGAUGCAACAAUUCAAGUUUUUUUCUGUCAAUAAUGACAUUUGGUUUGUGAUGUGGUUGGUCUGAAGGCAAAUCCAAACUGGCUUCCCUGUGCCAGGACCAUUCACAGCUGAGCUCACUCAGUUUAGCUCAACGCUGAUUGGCUAUAAUUUAUUUAUCAAGGAAGGCCAAAUGCUCGCUGGCUUCCCUUGCAUUCAAUGCUAUGGGCGGCAACAAUGUCAUACUCUUUCUGACCAGACAGCAUCAGAUAGAUACGCUACACAUACUGAGACAGAGGGGCGCUGUUUCAUUCGCUCUGAUUCUUUAUCCUGUGAGAUACAUUCAGCUUCUUACGAAUGGAAGGACGUUUAUGAAACACCGAGACGAAAGAUAAAAAAACAUACAAAAUGUAUUUUUUUGUUGGUACAUUUUUCGGGGAAGCCUGGCUUCCCAUUGCAUCCAUGAACAUAUCAUAUCUAAAUCUGAAAUGUCAUAGAUUACAAAUUGCAAGAACAGAUCACUCUGGAGUCGGCGGUUAACAGAAUGUGUAAUUUAGCCUAGUAAUCACCAAAACUAUGUUUCAAGUGUGAAUUAAGCAGGUCUGAUGCCGAAAAAUAAAGGAAAUUCUUGGCUACUUCACCCAUAUUUAAUUUUUGUUACCUGGCAAAAAGUAAUUAGCUACUAAAAACACUAGCAAGAUUUUGAAUUUAGUUAAUCUACCAUUAAGCUACUACAAAAUGUAGUUAAAUUACUGGUUGAACUACAUGCAGUUCAGUACUCCCCAACACUGCUGUAGAGGUAUUUUAUGAAAGGAGGAGUUUAACAUGGUCCUGUAGUAGCCUACUUGGUAACUCACGUUAAUGUUGCUGAUAUUAUGUAUAUUGUUCUGAAGCUCCAGUGCCCUCUUCCAACACAUCACAGCCCUGUUUGAGUGCAGCGCUGCGGCUGUGGUGACUCUGCUGGUCAACGACCCAGUGGGUCUGCUGUCUAUCAGGUCCUGCAGAGUCCAGAUGCUGUCAGACUGGUACACCAUGCUGUACAACCCCAGCCCAGACUACGUCACCACUCUACACUGCACACAGGAAGCUGUCUUUCCCCUGUGAGUAGCCUAUGACUCGUCCAUGUCAUGAAUUGGAUCUAUGAACUUUGCACUUUUAGGGCUGGUUUCCCAAUUCAUCCUGGACUCAAAGCAUGCUGAAAUAGCUUUUUAGUCCAGGAUUAAGUUCAAUCUCUAUCUGGAAACAGUCUCAUAAUUAAGUGAUAUGAGUUGAACAUAUGAAAUUGGUUGGUAUGUUCAGCUUCGGAGCAGUGUGCGCACAAUCAAGCACAGUGUGAUGUGAGAUGUUUUGUUCAUUGAAUAACAUGACUUGUUCUGUGUCCGCAGGUACACUAUAGUGUUGAUCUACUACGCCUUCUGCCUGGUGUUCAUGAUGCUGCUGCGUCCACUCCUGGUCAAGAAGAUCGCCUGUGGUCUGGGGAAAUCUGACCGCUUCAAGAGCAUCUACGCUGCUCUCUACUUCUUCCCUAUCCUGACAGUCCUGCAAGCUGUGGGAGGCGGCCUGCUCUGUGAGUAUGCUUUCAAAUAA